Molecule: messenger RNA, 2695 nt
Organism: Daktulosphaira vitifoliae (grape phylloxera)
Lineage: Eukaryota; Metazoa; Arthropoda; Insecta; Hemiptera; Phylloxeridae
Product: venom dipeptidyl peptidase 4-like
Exons: 17
Coding region: 261-2636 (791 amino acids)
Biological process (GO): proteolysis
Molecular function (GO): serine-type peptidase activity; dipeptidyl-peptidase activity
Source: RefSeq, a predicted model, not a curated record
UGUUUUUGUCAUUCCCCAACACAGUGCACGAAUAGAUUACAAAAGUAAAUUUUUAAAACAAAUGAAAAUUGAGAUUGUGUUAUUUUUUAUUUAAAAGAUUAUUAUAAAAAUUUUAAAUAAACAACAAUCGAACGAAAACAUACAAUAUCAAAUCCCUAAAGAAGCAUUUUAAUAUUCUGACUUAAUUAAUCGAGAAAGAAAUUUUAGACGAUUAUAUUUCAAUAACAACUUUAACAUCUAAAAGAAAACAUUCAUCCAUUAUGGUGUUUUCAGAUGAAAAUAGUGAACUAGAAAAAUUAAUAUUUAGUACGGAAAAUCUUAAGAUGCAUAAACUCACGAAAAAAAAAAGAAAAAAUGAAUAUUUAUCUUUUUUAUUGACCAUAUGUUUAAUUAUAACUAUAAUUGGCAUCAUUUUCCACAUUACAAUAGACUCAAUUCAUAAAAACCAAAAUACUACAAUAUAUUUGAAUCCUUUAAAAAUAAAUACAGUUAUGGACUACAAAUGGCAUUAUACGACAGAAUUUAAUGCAACAUGGGUCUCAGAUGAAGAAAUUCUUACUAAAGACAUUAGUGGGCAUAUUGUGUUACUAAAUGUCAAAACUAAUAAUAAAUCAAUUUUAGCAUACAAUACAAUGCAGAAUGUCCGAUUUUGUUAUGAUUAUAAUUUAUCAGCUGACAAAAAAUACCUUUUGGUAGCUUACAACUAUACAAAAAUUUUUAAAUAUUCAUAUACAGCGUUCUACGAUGUGAUUAACAUAAAAAAUGGGAAACAAGUUACACUCAGAAACAGCUAUAAUCAGCCUAGACAGUUAAGAUUGGCCAAAUGGACUGCAAACAAUUCAAGUUUAAUAAUUGUUGAUGACUAUAAUAUCUUUUACAUUCCUACAGCUGUACAACCAAAUACUGUUCAUCAAUUAACGUUUGACGGAUCUAAAGAUUUUUACAAUGGUAUCCCUGAUUGGGCGUAUGAAGAAGAAAUACUCGAAUCAAAUUGUGCUGUGUGGUUGUCUCCAGCUGGAACCAAUCUAGUGUACGCAUCAUUUAACGAUACAUUAGUACCGAAAAUAAAAAUACCAUAUUAUGGAAUACCUGACACAUUGUAUGAUCAAUACAGUCAUUUAAUCAGUUUUCAUUACCCAAAGGUAACUAACCACAAUCCGGACGUUGAACUUUUCUUUUCUUCAUUAAAUGUGAAAGAUCAUAACCAUAGUGUUAAACAAAUAAAUCCUCCAAAAGAUUUUUCCAAAGAAGUAAUACUAAAAAAUGUUUUAUGGUCUGAUGAUUCUAACAUUUUUGUUUUAUGGAUGAACAGAAUACAAAAUGAAGCUCAACUAGUUCAUUAUAUAGUUAAUGACACAAUUGAUAUAAAACAUGUACAUAAAUUUAAGCAAGAUGGUGGUUGGCUUACAUUUGAUGAAUCUCUAUUAAUCGGUCCUGAACACCAAAUUGCAUUAAUAUAUUCAACAACUCAAGAUGAUGGUGAUAAAUACAGACAUAUUUGCAUAGUUAACCAUGAUGGUAGCUUAAAACCUCUGACCAGUGGAAAAUUUACAGUAGUGAAACUUCUCAAGUGGGAUUUAAAAUCAAACUUUAUAUAUUAUUUAGCUACCAUCGAAAAUAAACCAGAGGAUCAGUAUUUAUUUAAGAUUAGUACCAAUUCCAGCAGUACAUCCGAAUGUAUGACCUGUGGGUCGUCAUGUGCUUUUAGUAAAGCUUAUUUUAGUGAAGGUGGAUCUUACUAUGUUCAUACUUGUGCUGGACCAAACAUACCAGAUAUCAAUAUACUGAAAAUAUCUGGAGAAACUGUUUUACAGUGGGACACAAAUAGAUCAUUGACGAAGAAACUUCAAUAUGCUGUUUUACCCAAAGUAGUUUUUAUGACUGUACCAUUAAAAGAUGGUUUUGAAGCUCGUGUUAAACUUACAAUACCUCCAAAAGUUGACAUUACAUCAACUAACAAGUAUCCUAUGAUGGUUUAUGCGUACGCCGGACCUGAUUCAAACUUAGCACUGAAUGUAUUUGUUAUUGAUUAUAAUACAUAUUUUAGUACAGCUCACAACGUCAUUAUAGCAGAAAUAGAUGGCCGCGGCAGCGGUCGUAAAGGGGAUAGUCACUUAUUUGCUAACUACAAAAAACUUGGUACAGUAGAAAUUGAAGACCAAAUUACAGUAACUAAGUAUCUACAAGACAACUUAUCGUAUAUUGACAAGUCAAAUACAGCCAUAUGGGGUUGGAGUUAUGGUGGUUACGUGGCAGGAAUGGUUUUAGCUAAAGACGAAGAAAAACGUUUCAAGUGUGGACUAUCUGUUGCUCCAAUAACUGAUUGGUUAUAUUAUGAUACAUUUUAUACUGAAAGAUAUCUCGAUUUAUAUAAUAAAAACUUCCGGGGUUAUAGAAAUGCUAGUCUAAUAUACAACGCAGAAGGUUUAAGAGGUAAAGACUACAUGAUAAUUCAUGGUACUUUGGACGAUAAUGUUCAUUUUCAGCAUACUGCAUUGUUGUCAAGGGAACUUCAACAUAAUCGUAUACCAUUUCGACAUCAUAUUUACGUGGAUAAAAAACACUCGAUGUAUGAAGUUCAACAUCACCUUUAUCAAACAAUAACUAAAUUCUUUACUGAAUGCUUUCAACAUUGAAUCACUUUAAUUAUUUUACACGUGCAAAAAUUUUUUUUUAAUUUUACUAUUACUUGUAA